Messenger RNA from Manis pentadactyla (Chinese pangolin), 2621 nucleotides. RefSeq names its product ubiquitin conjugating enzyme E2 Q family like 1 (gene UBE2QL1). NCBI's taxonomy places the organism in Eukaryota, Metazoa, Chordata, Mammalia, Pholidota, Manidae. The record is from RefSeq and is a predicted model, not a curated record. The coding region runs from base 495 to 1403 and encodes 302 amino acids. The transcript is spliced from 2 exons.
AACGCGAGCGGCAGCGGCCCGGGCCCCGCGGUAGCCGCCAGCGCGGCACGGCCCGGCGGGCGCGCACGGCGCGAGCCCGCGGUCACCUCGCUGCCUGGGGGCGCUGCGGGCGGUUCUGCGCGCCCCGGCGCGGCGCUCGGACUCCAGACCAGCCCGGCUGCGGCCGCGCACAAAGGACCGCGGACACCGGGCUCCGGGGGGGCUGCGCCCAGGGACCGGCCGGGACCGGCAGCCGCACCGCGUUCCCUGCACGCCUCCCCUCCCCGGGUGCCGGAGCCCGGGCCGAAGUGGGCCCCGUCAUAUGACAGCGGCGACACCGCGGCCAGCCUGCGCGCGUGCUGCUCGUGGGUCUGCACCACGGUCGCCGGCGCCGGGGGCGGCCCACGCCGCGCCCCGCUGAGUGCUCGCCGCCGCCGCCCGAGAUCCCCGCGCCCCGGCGCUCGGGCUCCGGGGGCAGGAGCCUAGGGGAGCCCCCCGCCGGUGCCGAGCCUAAAAUGGCCACGCUGCUCCGCAAAAUCGGGCUCAUCCGCCUGCACAACCGGGACACCGAGGACCCCAAGCACCACCACAACCACCGCGGCGGCGGCGGCCAACAGAGCGCGUCGCUGCGAGGCAAGGGCGGCGCCAAGAGCGGCGGCCACAAGCAGCAGCCCCCCGGGGGCGCGGGCGACGCGAGCCCCGGGCCCGGCAAAGGCAAGGGCAAGCGCGCGGCGGAGCUGGCCCCGCGCGACAAGCCACCGCAGCCGGCGGCGGGGGCGGCGGGGGCGGCGGGCGCCGGGGGCCCCCGGGAGCGGGCGGCGGGCGCCAGGGCGGGGCCCGGCCCCGCGGGGGCGACGGCGGCGGCGGCGGCGGCGGGCGGCAGCCUGGUGCCCGCGGCGCGCCAGCAGCACUGCACGCAGGUGCGCAGCCGGCGGCUCAUGAAGGAGCUGCAGGACAUCGCGCGCCUCAGCGACCGCUUCAUCUCCGUGGAGCUGGUGGACGAGAGCCUCUUCGACUGGAACGUGAAGCUACACCAGGUGGACAAGGACUCGGUGCUGUGGCAGGACAUGAAGGAGACGAACACCGAGUUCAUCCUGCUCAACCUCACCUUUCCCGACAACUUUCCCUUCUCGCCGCCCUUCAUGCGGGUGCUCAGCCCGCGCCUGGAGAACGGCUACGUGCUGGACGGCGGCGCCAUCUGCAUGGAGCUGCUCACGCCGCGCGGCUGGUCCAGCGCCUACACGGUGGAGGCCGUCAUGCGCCAGUUCGCCGCCAGCCUGGUGAAGGGCCAGGGGCGGAUCUGUAGAAAAGCCGGCAAAUCAAAAAAGUCCUUCAGUCGCAAGGAAGCCGAAGCCACCUUUAAGAGUUUAGUGAAGACUCAUGAAAAGUACGGGUGGGUCACCCCGCCCGUCUCUGACGGCUGAGGUCGCACUGCGCAGUAGACGCUAAGCCGCCACCCCACACACACAGACGCCCACAUCUCCUCCUCAACGCUGAGCAUCCUCCACCUUUUUCUACUCCAGUUGAAUGGAAUCCUGAAUGCCAAGGAGACACUUAAGUUAUUUAUGAACAGAUGUGUUUACAGAGAGGAAGAGCAAGCAAAUGCAGUUUGGGAUUAGGUUUCGAUUAUAAAUGAAUGAUCAUCUCUAAGUCACAUGUGGAGAUGGUGACAUUUCCCAGCCUGCCUGCCCCUCUGCCCCGCCCCAGUCACAUUGCCCGUAGCUUCUUUCCAUGAACAGCACCUCCAGAGAGCAGCAGGAGAGCCAGUGCCCACUGCGCCACCCAUUCACACGUCAAUGGCGCCCUCGCAUUCAGUAGGAAUGCCUGCAUCGCCAGUACAUAUUUGCUGUGCUCUGUAUCUGUUUCUCUCCCUGGCAGGCCACCAUAACUUGAAGACGUGUCUUUUCUGUGGCCCCGUGUGACGACAUGUAGACCUCAUUUGUGCUAUGACCUCUGACUCAUGAAAACAGAAAUGUAAUAUUGCCAGGUUCCAGUGAUUUGAAACAACAGCCGCCUGCUUGGUUCAACGUGCUCUCUGUGCUGACGUUGUGGUGUGCGGCUGUCCACAGGGAAGCUGGUGCCCUUCAGCGAAAGGCAGGGAUGCUGCAGCCACAAUGGGCACACGGUGCAGAACCAGGGGCUUGACCCCUGGGGUCAGAGCAGCGGGUGGUUAGAUGUGGACAGUUUCUUUCUGUAUUCUGAGAUGCUCCUACAACAGUGCAUUUGUGUUCCUGUUUUCUCUCAGCUGGUCAACCCACCACCAAAUGCAAAAGACAAUUUCCCACCCACCGAGGACAUCAGACUCAUUUCAUCAUAUGUGCUAGUGACAGGGAAUGCCAGACCGCCAAAAGGUACCGAGUGAUUGAUGAUUUGCAUGACCCGGUUUCCUUCUUCACCCAGUAGUCACGUGUGAGUCCCCAGGCUGGGGUGUGUGAGCACCCUGGCUGUGAUAUAAACCACCUGUUAUUUAAUCUCCCCACAGUUUCAUUUUUCUCUUCUGUUAAGUUACUUAGAACUUUCUAAGAAACUCCAUGAAAUGAGGAAAUACUGUUUAUAAUAAUAUGCGGGGAAGAGGUGAAAUGUUCAUUCCAAGUGGAAAAUCCUAUUGGACACAUUUUAAAUAAAAUCAUGCAUACCUGGCA